AAUCAAUAACGACCUGCUGAUGUGGGCACCAGCUGCGCCCUCCCCCAGCAACGCAGCACAGGGCACGGGCACCGCGGGGCUCCACCCUCUCCUGCCGGGCUGCACGCCCCUCUUCGCACAGGACAACUUCCGCCUCUGCAAGUCGGCCUUCAGACUGGACUCUGACUCUGAAGAUGAAGAUUCCCACUUCUAUUCGUAUGAGGAGAAUGGGAGGUGGGGCAAGAUGGAGGCCAAGAGGACGAGAAGACUGAGCUUUCUGUCAGCUGUCAUGAACGUCGGAAAAGGCAGGGUCACCGUUCUGACUGACUCAAAGGGUGAAGUGGAGAAGCCGGUCACCGGGAUGCAUGGGGAGCUGGUCCUGGAUGUGGAGAGUGGCGCCAUCUUCACCGUAUCGCAGUACAAGGGGCAGCCUGACCUCAGUUACCUCUGCAUCGAGUCCAGCAAAGUUGCCCUUUACCACAAAGGUACGGUACCCUGCUGCCCAACCCUGACAGGGGAGACCCGACUGUUUAAAAACUAUUGUGGAGUCGUACAGCACGGAGACGGAUCCUUCGGCCCAACCAGUCCGUGCCGAUCGUAAUCCCCAAACUAAACUAGUCCCACCUGCCUGCUCCUGGCCC
Chiloscyllium plagiosum (whitespotted bambooshark) is the source of this 620-nucleotide messenger RNA. The record is from RefSeq and is a predicted model, not a curated record. NCBI's taxonomy places the organism in Eukaryota, Metazoa, Chordata, Chondrichthyes, Orectolobiformes, Hemiscylliidae.